This is a messenger RNA of Papaver somniferum (opium poppy), 1101 nucleotides long. RefSeq lists its product as uncharacterized. Lineage: Eukaryota; Viridiplantae; Streptophyta; Magnoliopsida; Ranunculales; Papaveraceae. The record is from RefSeq and is a predicted model, not a curated record. The coding region runs from base 73 to 1101 and encodes 342 amino acids. The transcript is spliced from 4 exons.
UGUGAAGGGGAUCCCCAAAAUAGGAAUAGAUCUGCUGAUCCUCAUUUUGUAAAGGAUUUUGUUCUUGAUCAGAUGAAGAAUAAGCCUAAAAAAGUUGUUCCAGACCCUUAUAAAAUCAAGGAAGACUUCUUAGCUGAAAAGAGAGUAAAUAUACCAUAUCAGUGUGCAUGGAAGGCUAGGAAUCUAGUUUUAGAGUCAUUAUAUGGGAACUAUAAAGAAAGUUACAAUGAAGUACCAGCAUUCUGCAAGAUGUUUACAAAAUGCAAUGAUGGGUCUGUUGCUAAGUUCACUUUUGACACAGUGAAUAACACCUUUGAAAGCAUGACACUCUCAUUUGAACCUGCAAUGAGGGGUUGGCGAAAAGCAUGCAGGGGAGUUAUAGGGCUUGAUGCCUGCCAUCUAACAGGGGAAUAUGGGGGAGUAUUGAUGGCUGCAACUGCACUUGAUGGACAGAAUGGGUUAGUAAUGUUAGGAAUUAUGGUAUGCAGAGCUGAAACAAAGGAAAAUUGGAUCAUUUUUUUGAAGCAUUUGAAGGAUGCAAUAUUAGCACAUCCAGUGAAAGUGGCUUUCAUUUCAGAUAGGCAAAAAGGUUUAUUGGAAGCUGUUGGUAUAGUGUUCCCUGGCCAUCACCACAGAUACUGUUGGAGACAUUUAUACAAAAAUUUCAAGAAGGAUUACAAGGGUCUUGAAUUAUACAGUUCUUUAUGGAAUGCAGCAAAAGCAUACAAAGAAAAGCAUUUUCAGGAACAUUUUGACAAUAUUGUGAAACAGAGUGCUGCAGCUGGUGCUUAUCUCAGUAGAGAAGAUCCUGCUACAUGGUCCAGGGCCUUUUUUAACCCUAUUCACUGUUGUGAACAUAUGAACAACAAUUUUUCAGAGUCUUUUAACAAUAUGAUCAACAAGAUGAGAAAUAAACCAAUUAUAAUGAUAGGAAUAAUGUAUGCUAACUUAGUGAUGGGUACAUGGUACAAUAGGAGGACUGAAUCUGCAUCAUGGGUAGAUGGUAAUUUGGUUCCUACUGCUGUUACAUUGAUUAAGAAAAUGUUGGAAUUUGUGACUGACUAUGGUGUUGACCCUUGUGUGGAUGGAGAUGGCAGUUGA